Molecule: messenger RNA, 1425 nt
Organism: Mytilus californianus (California mussel)
Lineage: Eukaryota; Metazoa; Mollusca; Bivalvia; Mytilida; Mytilidae
Product: thrombospondin-1-like
Exons: 12
Coding region: 529-1095 (188 amino acids)
Source: RefSeq, a predicted model, not a curated record
AACCAGCUUCAUUUACUGCAAAGAUUAGAUUGUUUGAAUCAGUUGCUUUGGGAACUUAGUGGAAGAUUUCUAUCAGGCAAUAAAAUUGAUUCAAUAGGUGACAAAUUAUCAGGACUUACAUUGCUUCGGUUCUUAACUUUAAGCUCCAACAAAAUUUCUAGUAUAGAUAAUGGUGCGUUCUCUGAUCUUCAGUAUUUGCGUAUAUUAGAUAUCAGCCUCAACGAAAUUUCUAAUAUAGAAGAUGAUGCGUUUUCUGGUCUUCAGUCUUUAUAUUCAUUAUCUUUAAGCUCCAACAAAAUUUCUAGUAUAGAAGAUGGUGCGUUCUCUGGUCUUCAGUAUUUGCGUAUAUUAGAUAUCAGCCUCAACGAAAUUUCUAGUAUAGAAGAUGAUGCGUUCACUGGUCUUCAGUUUUUGGCUGUACUUGCUAUAGAUAAUAAUAAUUUGACAACGGUAUCCGCUAAUAUAUUUGACAAAGUGACAGAUCUUAUUGAAUUGUAUCUUCGUGGUAACCCAUUGAUAUGCUGUACAAUGGCUGAUUUUUUUGAAUGGCGACUAAAUCAAAACAAUAUUACGGAAUCUGACGGCACUUGUACUGAUUUAAACUCAACCAUUGACAUCAACAGUUUUAAUGUAUCAAAGUGUCCAAUUGAUAGCGGAUGGAGCUCUUGGGUGAACUCAACAUGUUCCGUCACAUGUGGAAACGGUAUUCUAUCCAGAAUUCGAACUUGUGACAGCCCAUUACCUUCCGCCGGUGGAAAUGAUUGUGAAGGGUCUAGUGAAGAAUCAAUAAAAUGCAGCUUAAAUGAUUGUCCAGUUGAUGGUCAGUGGGGCUCCUGGUCGACUGGACCAUGUUCUGUCACAUGUGGUAAUGGCAUUAGAUAUAGAAAUAGACGUUGUGAUAGCCCACCAAUUUCUAACAAUGGACAAGAUUGUAUUGGUUCCAGCACACUCUCUGUGAUUUGUAGCUUAGGCGUUUGUCCAGAAUCAUGUAAAGAAUCAGGAAAGAAAGCAGAAUCAAAGAAAAUGAAAGCAAGUAAAAGGAAAAGAUAUCAGAAUAGACAACUGAAUAGAAGAGCAGCAACACACAACAAAUAACGUGUACUGCAUGUUUGUCUUGUAACUAAAGGAAGAUGCAGGACAAAGGAAUAACUAUUUCUCAAAUAAAUUAAGAGGAAUUUUAUCUUUAAUCUAUGUUUCAUUUCUGAAUGUUAAUCAUUUGUUAUGGAUAUAUUACCUUUCUUCUUUCUCUUUUAACAAUUUUUGGGUUAGUUCAAUAUCAGACUGAGUUAUAAUUUGAAUUUAAAAAUUGCAGAUCAAUAUGUUUCUAUAUAAACCAUCAACCAAUCUGUAUGAAUAUGUUUUUUUGGAAAAUCAGAAGUAAAGAAUUUGAUUUCAUUUUUAUUUGUUAAUAAAUAUUGAUUUCAA